AUGGAGGUCUUCAUUGAUCCCACAGAUGGGGGGGUUUUCUCCAUAGAAAUUGGUUUCUUUGAGACCGUUCGAGAUAUGAAAGAGAGGAUUGAGGCAACCAGUGGGAUACCCGUCUCGAGUCAGACCUUGCUUUUCAAUGGCGAAGUCCUUGAUGAUGAUGGUAAGGCAACGUAUCUCGGGAUAAAAGAAAAUUCCUCUAUUCAACUCCAGGUUGCCAACACUCAGUCGGGGCCGACUUUCCUCAGGCUCCGGAUAAGAAUUCCAUCGCACACGCCAUUUCUCAUGGAAGUCAAUAGAGACGAUCUGGUGAGAGACCUGAAGGAGAAGAUUCAAGCGAGGGUGACAUCCUUGCCUGCAGAUCGGUUGGCGCUCCAGGUUUAUAAUGUCGAGCUGCAAGACAAUCUCUCAGUAUAUGAAUGUGGGCUUAUCAAUGAUGUCCAGGUUGAUGUGUUUGUCAAGCCUCAGCUGGUAUGGUCUUCGGGAGGCAGUGGGAGCGGAUCUGGGAAACUGACAGUGAAGGUGCUCCCAUGGGGCUGGAACAAGAAGAUUAUCGUCGAAGUGAGCAAGUCCGACAAAGUGGAAGAGCUAAGAGGCGAACUUGAGAGGUUGCAAGAGAUGGAGGGAUUUGUGCUUCCAGCGGAAUAUUUCUUUAUACAUAAACAGAGCGUGAUGGUAGAAGACGAGACAUUCCAAUUGAACGGAGUUAACCAAGGCGAUACCAUAGAAGUCUUUCGCGGGAAGGUUGCCAGUGAUUAA
Messenger RNA from Punica granatum (pomegranate), 756 nucleotides. The record is from RefSeq and is a predicted model, not a curated record. NCBI's taxonomy places the organism in Eukaryota, Viridiplantae, Streptophyta, Magnoliopsida, Myrtales, Lythraceae.